Messenger RNA from Ochotona princeps (American pika), 1066 nucleotides. RefSeq names its product cilia and flagella associated protein 20 (gene CFAP20). NCBI's taxonomy places the organism in Eukaryota, Metazoa, Chordata, Mammalia, Lagomorpha, Ochotonidae. The record is from RefSeq and is a predicted model, not a curated record. The transcript is spliced from 6 exons. Gene Ontology annotation, biological process: regulation of cilium beat frequency involved in ciliary motility; cilium assembly; positive regulation of cell motility. Gene Ontology annotation, cellular component: ciliary basal body; motile cilium. Bases 256 to 837 code for a protein of 193 amino acids.
CGGCCGUGCGCCUCCAUUUAAUUCUGGGGAGCGGCGCUGGCGACAGUUGCUGUGGUUUGCUUGCCGAACCGCUUUGUAGGAGGCUCGUGUAUGCGAGUGAAGCGGUGAGUAGCUGCAGAUCGGGAGGUUAGGAUUUCAGCUUUCCUUCUGAGGAGCAGGACCGGGUCCCCUGCUUUCCCUCCGCCGCUCCGCGCUCGGGUCUUCUCCGAGGCCCAGGUCGCCUUCGGGGCGGCUGAAGAGAAGGCCGCCGGCGAGAUGUUCAAAAACACGUUCCAGAGCGGCUUCCUCUCCAUCCUCUACAGCAUCGGCAGCAAACCCCUGCAGAUCUGGGACAAAAAGGUGCGGAAUGGCCACAUCAAAAGAAUCACUGAUAAUGACAUCCAAUCCCUGGUGCUAGAGAUUGAAGGGACCAACGUCAGCACAACUUACAUCACAUGUCCCGCAGACCCCAAGAAGACACUGGGAAUUAAACUUCCUUUCCUUGUCAUGAUUAUCAAAAACCUGAAGAAAUACUUCACCUUUGAAGUUCAAGUGUUGGAUGACAAGAAUGUGCGCCGGCGGUUUCGCGCAAGUAAUUACCAGAGUACCACGCGUGUGAAGCCCUUCAUUUGUACCAUGCCCAUGCGGCUGGACGACGGCUGGAACCAGAUUCAGUUCAACUUGUCCGACUUCACCCGGCGAGCCUAUGGCACAAACUACAUUGAGACCUUGAGAGUUCAGAUCCACGCCAACUGUCGCAUCCGGCGGGUUUACUUCUCCGACAGGCUCUACUCUGAAGAUGAGCUGCCGGCAGAGUUCAAACUGUAUCUUCCAGUGCAGAACAAGGCCAAGCAAUAACCGAAAUGCAAUUGAAGGACUAGACCUUGGACCUGACCCUUAGUUCAUAAAGGAGGCUAUCUUGGAGAACAAUGCAAAACACAUAUUUAUAUUCAUUCCCUAUGCUAUGAUUCUAUUAAUUUGCUGCUUGGUCUCCCUCGUGGAUCCCGGUGACCAUGGCACAACUCCAUGACUUGCAUUGUAAGUACAGUAGGCUGAGCAUCAAUGCUGCACAAGGGGCUGCUGGAGC